GUACUUGUUAGUUUUGUUUUUAGAAUUUUCUGGAGUAUUUAUCUUGUCUACCACUUUCUGCAGUAACUGGUGACUCUCGUGGUUAUGCUUUUGUAGAAUAUGAGACCGAGAGAGAAAUGAACCGUGCCUAUGAGGAUGCUCACCAUUCCAUGAUUGACGACUCUGAAAUUAUAAUCGAUUAUAAUAGACAACAAUUAAUGCCUGGGUGGAUACCUAGAAGGUUAGGAGGGGGUCUUGGUGGAAAGAAAGAGUCAGGGCAACUUCGUUUUGGAGGACGUGAAAGACCAUUUCGAGCUCCUUUACGACCAAUCCCUUUUGAAGAUUUGAAGAGGCUUGGCAUUCCCCCUCCACCAGAAGGAAGAUAUAUGUCACGUUUUCAGGUCCCAUCACCACCUAGAAGACAAAGGAGGUCUAUAGAUAGGGAAGAUCACACGAGGGAAGAAUUCCAUCAUAAUAUUAGCCUUCCGGAGAGAGACGAUGGUCACCGCAACAAAAGCUAUAAAGAAAGGGAAUCAUACUCUGGCAAGGGGAGCAUUUCAGGAAUGGAGGAACAUCAUCACAAAACAAGAAUUAAGGAGCAGUUAGAGUCAUCUCGAGGAAGAAGCCCAAUUGAUAGGGAAGAGCACUCUCAUAAAAAGAGUCAUUUAGAGACGGAAGAGCAUUCUCGCCAAAAGAGCAGCAGGGACAAAGAAGAAGACUAUCAAAGAAGGAGCUCCCGGGAAAAGGAGGAACACUCGCACAAGCGUCGCAAGCAUAGCCAUCGCAGACAGAUGUGAGAGGUCCUCUGGCAUGAUCAUGCUUCUGUCGCUGAUUGACCUGAUCUCUACUACCAUGAUAUUAGACUGAGGACCUGGUUCUGUUAUCAGGAUGGGAAUCAUACUACUCUCUUUCUCAGUUUCGCAUCAUUUUGAACUUCAGUCUAUCACCUUUUAGUAAAAAUGGUUUAACCUUUUUUCUUACUUAGGAAGACGCCUGUUAUAAAGGCUGAUCAUAUUGUUAUAGGACAUUUCUGGUGUCUAUUACAAGGUUAUCAUCCAAACUAGUCCAUGCGAGACCACAAGGUCAGCCAUAUGAAUUCUUUUUUGUAGC
Molecule: messenger RNA, 1089 nt
Organism: Carica papaya (papaya)
Lineage: Eukaryota; Viridiplantae; Streptophyta; Magnoliopsida; Brassicales; Caricaceae
Source: RefSeq, a predicted model, not a curated record